CUUCCGGACGAGGAAAGGGGAGGCCGAUGCGAAGAGGCGAAGACAAUAAAAUGACAUCAGAGACUGACUCCGGAUUGCUGCUUCUUGGUGGUGGAGAGGAAAGAAUAAUCAUGCAAACAUCUCAGGACCUGGUGUCCUUUGAUGAGGUAGCAAUGUACUUCACCCAGCGCGAAUGGGAUCGCCUGAAUCUAGACCAACGAGCCCUGUACAAGGAGGUCAUGCUGGAGAACUUUAGUAUGGUGUCUUCUCUGGAAAUUUCCAAACCAGUCCUCAUCACACAGCUGGAAGAGGGAAAAGAACCAUUUGUUGGAGCGUCUGAAGAAGGCAACUUGAUGGCAACACAGGCAGGCUCUGGACCAUCUCCUCUUUAUGGUCAAGUGGAAAGAGAUGCCAUUAAGCCACUUCGGCAGCUGGUGUCCUUUGAGGAGGUAGCUGUCUGUUUCACCAAAGGAGAGUGGGCUCUCUUAGAACCAGCAGAAAAAGUUUUAUACAAGGAGGUCAUGCUGGCAAACUAUGGGGUGGUAGCUUCUCUGGGUAAGGACACUUUCCCCUUGAUUGACAUAAACUAAAAUGUGAUCCAGAAAAGACAAAAAUAUGAUCUCAUAAAUAUAUUCUUAGAACUGCAGAGCUGGAAGGGACUCUGUGGAUCAGCAAGUCCAACCCCUAUCAAGGGAGGAACAAUCAGGAAUUGAACUCCCAACUUCUGGCUUUGCAGCCAAAGACCUAAACUACUAAGCUAUCCAGCAGUUCUAUCCAAAGCACUAUAAAGUGUUGGUUCCCUGUGUAGAUUAAUCUGUUAUCUACCCCCUCCCACUACUAUAAACUGCCUUGGAUCUUUUUAAAGAGUAAGGCAGCAUAUACCGUAUUUUUUGUUUAUAAGACAAC
Pogona vitticeps (central bearded dragon) is the source of this 885-nucleotide messenger RNA. NCBI's taxonomy places the organism in Eukaryota, Metazoa, Chordata, Lepidosauria, Squamata, Agamidae. The record is from RefSeq and is a predicted model, not a curated record.